AUGGACAUUGCGGAGGUACUGGUUUGCGCAUUCAUGGUCGUAGUCAUCGUAGUGAGUUUACUGUCCAACAUUUUGGUUUUCGUUUGCUUUUUGUACAACCCGGAGAUCCGCAAACAAGCGCCGGGACUUUUUACGCUCAACUUAACCUUUUGCAACGUGCUCCUCACCGUCUCCAACAUGCCCCUGACGCUCGUGGGGGUCAUGAGCGAAACGCAGCCGGGGGGCGACGCGCUGUGCCAAGCCGUGGGGUUCCUGGAGACGUUUCUGAGCACGAAUUCUAUGUUGAGCAUGGCAGCGCUGAGCAUCGACCGGUGGAUCGCGGUGGUCUUCCCGUUACGGUAUCACUCCAGAAUGCGACACCGAGACGCGCUGCUCGUGCUCGGCUACACGUGGACCCACUCCGCGAGCUUCUCCGCGGCCGCCUCGUGCCUCUCGCUGGUCGGGUAUCACCGGGUGUUCGCCUCGUGCACGUUGGUGAGCCCCAGGGCGCACGUCAGCGGCCGGUCGCAGCUGGUGGCGUUCACGGUGCUGUUCCACGCGUGCACGUUCCUGCUCUCGUGCGUGGUGCUGUGCGUGACGUACCUCAAAGUGCUGAAAGUGGCGCGGUUUCACUGCAAGAGGAUCGACGUGAUCACCAUGCAGACGCUCGUGCUGCUCGUGGACAUUCACCCCAGUGUGCGUGAGCGAUGUCUGGAGGAGCAGAGGAGGAGGAGACAAAGAGCCACCAACAAGAUCAGCACCUUCAUCGGGACCUUCAUGAUCUGUUUUACUCCAUACGUCAUCACCAGGCUGGUGGAGCUGUUCCCGGCCGUGCACAUCCCCCCUCUGUGGGCGCGGCUCUGUAAGCUGCUGGUCUACAGUAAAGCCGCCUGUGACCCGUUUGUUUACUCGCUGCUCCGGACCCAGUACAGACAGACCUGCGCCCGCCUCGCCAACCGCCUCCUCAAGCCCCGCCCCCUCCACGCUUCGCCCAGGACCGCCCAUCACCACGGCAACCGGAUACCCACAGCCGAGUAG
Boleophthalmus pectinirostris (great blue-spotted mudskipper) is the source of this 1017-nucleotide messenger RNA. RefSeq names its product G-protein coupled receptor 26-like. Gene Ontology annotation, cellular component: membrane. Gene Ontology annotation, biological process: adenylate cyclase-activating G protein-coupled receptor signaling pathway. NCBI's taxonomy places the organism in Eukaryota, Metazoa, Chordata, Actinopteri, Gobiiformes, Gobiidae. Gene Ontology annotation, molecular function: G protein-coupled receptor activity. Bases 1 to 1017 code for a protein of 338 amino acids. The record is from RefSeq and is a predicted model, not a curated record. The transcript is spliced from 3 exons.